Molecule: messenger RNA, 1568 nt
Organism: Rana temporaria (common frog)
Lineage: Eukaryota; Metazoa; Chordata; Amphibia; Anura; Ranidae
Exons: 6
Coding region: 280-1248 (322 amino acids)
Source: RefSeq, a predicted model, not a curated record
GGCCUGAUUAACAUUCUCCCCUCACAGGCAGACUGCAGCCGGCUCACAAAGGAGAAACUCCUAACUUUCCUCUCUUUGGCUUUUCCGCACUUUGUUGGCGAUUUUUUUUUUUACUUGCCAUUCAUCCACGCCUCCCCCACCCACCUCCGAAAAGGAAAGGACCCCCCAUCUCCACACUAAUCACUCUGAGCCUGAUACAGAACCUGCUACUAAUUUUCAAAAAAGGGAACACUAAAAAAGUAAAAGUAAAAAAAAAAAAAAAAAUUCUAAUUUUAAAAGAUGUACAGUUUAGGCCCAGCCGCUCUGACCCUCUGUGUCCUCCUGCAAGUCACACAGGGCCAAAUGUUCAUGAUCAAAAACGUCCAACUGGAGAAGUGUAUUCACGCAGCAGAUGACACUGGGCGAGUCUCUCUAGCCAAGUGUAAGGUGAACGCCAACCACCAAUACUGGACCUGGGAACCGGGCACCAAAUCCAUUAUCAAUGUAAAGAGUAAACAGUGCCUAACGGUGAUCAAGCCUCAAGAUCUGCCCACUCUGAAAACGGACCCGUGCGAAGGCCGGAAGAACCAGGCCUGGUUCUGCGACAGUAGGGGUUACCUAUCCCUCUAUGGACACCAGCUGCACCUGAGUGCCAAGCACGGGACCAAAAAAGUAAUCCUGUCUAAAGGAAUGGACAAGUUCAGUAAAUGGAAGACACUGAAAGAUUUGCCAAUCUGUGAAGAGGUUGUUGUGGCCACCACCGGCACAUGGCAAAGUUCACCCCAUGAUGUAGAGGGCGGCGUGGAUAUAUUUAAUGAAAACGAAUUGAGAAACACCAGCAUGACUCUGGGAACUUCCCCACUUGUGACGGGAAUGACGACCACAACAACUCAGCAACCCGAGCAGAGAUCAACUGAGACUGAGGAUGAGCCAUCGGCCAGCUCUUGGGAGCAGAUCUACGUGUUUGAGGAAGACAGUAUUGGCUGGAAAACGGCUAUGCUGAUUCUGAGUCCGUUCACUUUCCUACUAGGUGUUGCUAUCCUGGUGUUGAAUGUCCGCAAUAACAAGAAAAGAAAGCUCUACGCCUUGCCGAGCCAUGGUAAACCUGGUCAUAAGCUUGGCACACCGUAUGAGCAGUCACCAUUAACAAGCAAAGGAGAUGUCGCCGACUACCCGGGGCUGGACUCCAACUCUUCCACCUUGAGGCACGGAGAAAUCCUGAUAGAAUGGAAGGACGGCACCAUCUCUCCUCUGUAUGACCAGCAGUGAAAAGAAGCCACAGCUUGGUGCCAAACCCACAUAUUUCUGACCAUGGAUUGAUCCUCGUAGACUCAAAACUUCACAUUUCGCCCGUAUUGCUUCCGAUCAUCCUAAGAGGAACAAUCUCAAUAAUUAGUCCUUUCCAGGUUUAUAUCACCAACUUUUUAGCUGAGAUAUCACCAAGCCCUCAAAAAAGUAGGACUUUCAUAGGACGUGUCCAUUAGCCCUUUACCCUUCCAUUAUUAGAAUGCCCAUUAUCAUUGCAGAAGACGUUUUAUUGGGUGGUAAACCCUCCGGGAGGUUUAGUAAAAAGAGCAUAGGCUAACCCA